Molecule: messenger RNA, 813 nt
Organism: Penicillium cinerascens
Lineage: Eukaryota; Fungi; Ascomycota; Eurotiomycetes; Eurotiales; Aspergillaceae
Product: protein kinase
Exons: 4
Coding region: 1-813 (270 amino acids)
Biological process (GO): protein phosphorylation
Molecular function (GO): protein kinase activity; ATP binding
Source: RefSeq, a predicted model, not a curated record
AUGAUGAUGCAACGUCUUACGCAUCGACUGAAACAGUCCGUCUUGGGGCGACCGCCUUCUCCAGCUAGGAAAUUUUCUCAGGCGGGUAUUCUUCUCGACCCAAACAACAAGCUCGAGGAGGAAACUCUACGAGGCUACUCGCCAGAGCAUUUUUACUCAGUGAAGAUCGGUGAUGUAUUUCGCUCAAGAUACCAGGUGUGCCUCGUUCAUCCUCCGUUAGCUAUGAGUCUAUGCGAGCUACGCAACCGGAUCAUGGAAAGGGUGCUUCCGGAAGAUUUACUCAAACCAACUUUGAUUCACAUACUUCUUGCUCUCGACUUUCUUCACACGGAAGCUAAGAUCGUUCAUACUGAUAUACAAGAAAAUAAUGUCAUGCUCAGUGUGGAGGACGAGUCAAUCCUCGUCGAUUUUGAGGACGCAGAGAGCUCCAGCCCCAGCCAUCGCAAAAUUGUUGGCGAUCGGGUGAUCUAUUCCUCUCGGGACCUAGGGAUCCCAAAGGUGCAUGGUCGUCCUAUCUUGUCGGACUUCGGGGAGGCUCGAUUUACCUCGAGUUUAGGGAAACAGUGGGAGGAUGUCCAACCUUUAGUCUACCGGGUUCCAGAGGUUGUAUUGCGGAUGCCAUGGAAUGAGAAGAUUGAUAUUUGGAAUGUAGGGACCCUUGCCUGGGAUCUUUUUGAGCAGAAGCGUCUCUUCUACGCCCGCGAUUCAAACAGGAACAUCUCAGAUAGCCACCACCUCGCUGGGAUGAUAGCAAUCAUGGGCAUGCCACCAAAAGAAAUGCUUCAAUAUAGCGAGUAUGCGAUGAAGUUAUAG